AUGCACAACUUCAUAGCACCAGUACGCGAACAUUCAUUCCCACAGUUCCCCAAAGCCGGCAACAUACGGCAGAGACCAGUUGUACAAAAUCAGCUAGAGGAACAGGCCACCGUUGUCAAGAAGGCGCCGUCGAAACCCAGGAAGUCACAGAGAUGUACUCGGAGGGUGUACGGUCUCACGGAAGCCAGUGUAUUUGAGAAUAUUCAGAACCAGAGCCGGGCCAUGAUGCUUGCCAACAAGGAAGAAGCAAAGGCGCAAGAGCUGGCAGAUACGGCAGACCCAGAGGGGCAAAGGGCAGAUUCAGGGGAGGAUUUAGUGGAAGCAAUGCUCGUACGCAAGAUGCAGGCCAAGACCGAGAAGGGGUUGAAGGAUGCAGGAAACCAGCCAAGGAAUGACUCCCAGUACGUCGUGGCCAAAUCGCUGGGUAACGUGGAGGCACCAGGGGACGAUGGGACGACAUGA
Molecule: messenger RNA, 462 nt
Organism: Letharia columbiana
Lineage: Eukaryota; Fungi; Ascomycota; Lecanoromycetes; Lecanorales; Parmeliaceae
Exons: 2
Coding region: 1-462 (153 amino acids)
Source: RefSeq, a predicted model, not a curated record